UUGUGUAAUAAAUGAAUGCUGUAUUUCAGUCCCUCUUUGUUUUGGCAGACAGAAGACCUGAAGGACAGACUCCCAAAGCCGGCUCAUGAGAUGAAUAGGCUUCAUUCUACACUGGGUGGGACGGACCUGGAGAAGCACAGAGACCUCUUGCUGGCAGAAAACAUGCACUUAAAGCAGGAGUUAAAGCUGUGUGAGGCCCAGCUGCAGGAGCUGAGGAAGCAUUCGGCCAGGUGCACCAACUGUACACACAGCCAGGAGAACGUAAAGUUGCAGGAGAAGCUGGCCCAAGUGAAGCAGGAAGCAGAAGACUUGAAGGGACGCCUUUCGGAGUUGGACCUGGAGGUGGAGCAGAAGACCAACCGCCUGGCGGAAGUAGAGCUGCGGCUGAAGGACUCCUUGGCAGAGAGGGCCGAGGAGGAGGAGCGGCUGAGCCGGAGACUGCGGGACAGCCAGGAAGUGAUAGCUGGCCUCAAGGCCCAGCCUCAUCAGGUCAAGUAUGUCAUCAAAACGAUGGAAGUUGAAUCCUCCAAGACCAAGCAGGCCCUCAGCGAAGCCCAGUCGCGGAACCAGUACCUGCAGGACCAGGUUGGGAUGCAGAGGCAGGUGCUGAAGGAGAUGGAACAGCAGCUACAGAGCUCCCAGAAGGCGGCGGCUCAGCUCAGGGCUCAGGUGACGAUGUACGAAUCCGAGCUGGAACAGUCCCGGGAGCAGAUGCUGGAGGAGAUGCAGAACAUGGAGGAGGACAAGAACCGAGCCAUCGAGGAAGCUUUUGCUCAAGCACAACUAGAAAUGAAAGCAGUUCAUGAAAAUCUGGCAGGUGUGCGGGCCAAUCUGCUCACGCUCCAGCCGGCACUUCGUACUCUCACUAGUGACUACAACAGCUUGAAGCGCCAGGUCAAAGAGUUCCCUGUCCUGCUACAAGAGGCUAUGCAGAGCGCCAGGGCUGAGAUUGGGCAAGCCAUUGAAGAAGUGAGCAGCACCAACCUGGAGCUGCUGAGAAAAUACCGAAAGGAGCUGCAACUCCGGAAGAAAUGUCACAACGAGCUGGUGCGAUUGAAAGGCAACAUCCGUGUGUUUGGCCGUGUUAGGCCAAUACAAGCAGAGGAUGGUGAAGGGCCAGAAGCUGUGGGUGCAGUGACCUUUGACCCUGAAGAUGAUGCCAUCCUACAUCUGAUGCACAAAGGGAAGCUGGUAUCUUUUGAACUGGACAAAGUUUUCCGUCCAGAAGCAACACAAGAAGACGUGUUCCGAGACGUUCAGGCGCUGAUCACAUCGUGCAUUGACGGUUACAACGUUUGUAUUUUUGCCUAUGGACAAACUGGGGCUGGCAAGACGUACACCAUGGAGGGAAGCCCGGAAAACCCCGGGAUCAACCAGCGGGCCCUGCAGCUUCUCUUCUCCGAGGUGCAGUCCAAAGCCCCCGACUGGAAUUACAGCAUCACUGUCAGCGUGGCUGAAAUCUAUAAUGAGGCGCUCAGAGACCUGCUUGGAAAGGAGCCGCAGGAGAAGCUGGAGAUCAGACUCUGCCCAGAUGGCAGCGGGCAGCUUUAUGUUCCAGGCUUGACCGAGUUCCCUGUCCACAGCGUGGAAGACAUCAACCAGGUCUUUGAGUUUGGUCACAUCAACCGAGCAACGGAGUGCACCUACCUGAACGAACACAGCUCCAGAUCUCAUGCCCUCGUCAUGAUCACAGUGCGGGGGACUGAAUGCAGCACAGGAAUAAAAACUACAGGGAAGCUGAAUUUAGUAGACCUGGCAGGAUCUGAGCGUGUGGGAAGAUCCGGUGCAGAAGGGAGCAGGUUGCGUGAGGCUCAAUACAUCAACAAGUCGCUUUCGGCUUUGGGAGAUGUGAUCUAUGCACUGCGUUCCCGCCAGUCCCAUGUUCCGUUUCGCAACUCCAAGCUGACCUAUCUCCUCCAGGAUUCCCUCAGUGGUGAAAGCAAGACCCUCAUGAUGGUCCAGGUUUCUCCGGUGGAGAAGAAUACGAGUGAGACACUCUGCUCCCUCAAGUUUGCUGAGAGAGUUCGCUCCGUGGAACUGGGCCCUGGCACUCGGAAGGCAGAAAUGGGCUCCUGGACCAGCCAAGAGCACUUAGAGCCACAGCUCUGUUUUCCUGUGGCUGCUUGUCUCCAGGUGGAGCCCGCUGCCGCCCUCCAGCCCUGCAUUCGAACCCAGCCGUCCCCUCGAACGGGGCGAUCGAGCUCCCUUCGGGCAAAGCCCCAGAGUACAGCCUGGAAUUAAGAGAUGAUCCGUUUGCCUCCAGGGAAACCGAGGCCAGUUCCUCUAUGAAAGCUGGUUGUUGCCAGGAAAGGCUCUUUUCAAAGAGGACUUUGGGGAACCACACUGGCUUUUCUAAAAAUGCACCUGGACUGGGACUACAGCACAGAUGCCCAGGGCUUUGGGCUGACCAGCCCUGUCCACUGCUGGCAGUGGAGCCGGGGGCUUGGAACUAUACAGACUUCAGGAGAGGAUCCCUUCCUGAUUGACAGAGUUUUAACACAUUUCUUUUGAAAGAGAGCAGAGGCGGUGAACACAAACUUUGCUUUUAUGUACCCGUUCCCUUUCAUUUUUAUUUGAAUAAAAAUGUUGCGCCCAGUCAGAA
Thamnophis elegans (Western terrestrial garter snake) is the source of this 2602-nucleotide messenger RNA. RefSeq names its product kinesin-like protein KIFC3. Gene Ontology annotation, biological process: microtubule-based movement. The record is from RefSeq and is a predicted model, not a curated record. NCBI's taxonomy places the organism in Eukaryota, Metazoa, Chordata, Lepidosauria, Squamata, Natricidae. Gene Ontology annotation, molecular function: microtubule motor activity; ATP binding; microtubule binding. The transcript has 17 exons. Bases 16 to 2241 code for a protein of 741 amino acids.